This is a messenger RNA of Rhagoletis zephyria (snowberry fruit fly), 936 nucleotides long. Lineage: Eukaryota; Metazoa; Arthropoda; Insecta; Diptera; Tephritidae. The record is from RefSeq and is a predicted model, not a curated record.
AUGGAAGAAUUUGACCUCUACAUAUUUCCCGGGGACUUUGGUCUGCCCUCUCUGGACCGCGAUUGCCUUCUCACACUGGUCUACUGUCGCCUUGCGGGCAUUCCCGUCAAAGUUCACCACCAAACGAAUCUGUACCUCUCCAAAGUGCCGGCACUCAAAGCAGCCCAUGGGGCGACCAUUUACGGGUCCACAGAAAUCAUCGAGUACUUUGAGCGCAAAAACUACGGACUAGAAACUUCACAGCAACAAAAGCUUGAGCUUUGGUCGUACAAGACGAUUCUCAGCAAAAAGUUGGACCCCUGCUUGCAGUACUUUUGGUGGUAUGACAUUGAAAACUACAACCAAUUUCUCAACGGUUGGUAUGCCAAACGAUUGCCUUUUCCAACCAAUUUCUUCAUUCCUAAGUCGAUGCGGAAUACUGCUAUUGCCAAGCUGGAGUCUCAGUUCAGCCACAAGGUGAUUGAGAGUGAAACGAAGGAGAAAACAAUUGAAAAUCAAGUGAUCAAUGAUGCCCGCUACUGCCUUAAUCUGAUCAUGGAGAAACUCGGUGAUAAUAACUUUCUCUUUGGCGAUAAGCCAACCUUACUGGACGCCAAAAUCUUUAGCUACCUCGCCCUGCUGUACAAAGUGCCUUCGAAGAAGCUAACCAUUCAGAACUAUAUUGCCAUGUCUGACCCGCUGAAGAAGUACGUCGAUCGAAUUGUCAAGUCAUACUUCAGCGGCGAAGAGAACAGCUCCAAAUCACCUUUUGACAACACCCUCUCCGGGGACAGUGGCUCCUCCAUCAAGUGGAUUGACGUUGCCUACUCGGCCGCCUUUGCCAGCGUCCUGAUGGUCUACUACGCCGUCUCGAAUGGCAUCCUUAACAUUAAAGAGAGUGAUGAGGAAGAAAUGGAAGACGAGCUACCAGUUGAAGAGGAGGAGGAGGAACAAUAG